AUGCUAGAAAGCCGACUCCAGCGCAAUCCAGAUUUGAAGGCUCAAUACGUGAAUUUCAUCCAAGAGUAUCAGAGGCUCGGUCACUGCCGAGAAGUCAACGAGACCAACGACGAUCUAAACCGACGAGGAUAUUACAUGCCUCAUCACGCAGUUCUACAACCAAGUCCAUUGGAGGAUAACAACAUCAACCAGGUGAUAAAGAUCCUCGGUUUGUUAUGGGACCCUACAACAGAUGAACUGUUUCUCGCUGGAAGCAUGGAUUUAUUCAGAGACGCCAGCUUACAGUGGACAAAAAGACGCAUUUACUCCGAGGUAGCAAGGCUAUUCGACCCACUUGGAUUAUAUUCACCAACCAUUGUUCUCGCCAAGCUGUUGGUACAGCAGUUGUGGCGCAUCAAGCAAGAUUGGGAUGAUCCCAUAAACCAGCAAAUCGCUCAUCAAUGGAACAAGCUACGACAACACCUACAUCAUUUGAAGCAGUGUUCGAUUCCACGGCAAGUAACCCUUAGAGAAGCCGUACGAUACGAACUCCAUGGUUUUGCAGAUGCUUCAGCGGUGGCAUAUGGAGCAUGUCUGUACGUCAGGAAUAUUUUUCCCGACAACACAGCGACAUGCCGAUUGCUGACAAGCAAGUCAAAAGUUGCUCCUCUGGACGACUUAUCGAUUCCGCGCAAAGAGUUGUGUGCUGCUCAACUAUUAGCCCGUUUGCUCGACAAAGUGAUAUCAACCAUCAACGUAAACUUUAAGCUAAUAAGUAAAUUAACACAAAAUUACGAGUGGAGACAUGUUCCGUCCCAGCUAAACCCAGCAGAUAUUAUCUCGAGAGGUCAACUGCCAUUCACUCUUACAGAGAAUAGAGUAUGGUGGAAUGGUUCCGACUUUCUCAACGAAUCGAUCAUCACCAUGGAACCAUGCGAAGAAGUUUCCGAUUCUGAACUACCCGAAUUAAAACCUGCGAUCAUAUCAACGAUUGUAAUCAUCGAGCUACAGUUACCAGUUUUCGAGAGGUACAGUUCCUUCCGCAAGCUACAAAGAGUCAUUGCAUGGAUUCUUCGCUUCGUGAACAAUUCGAGGAAGCAGAAAACCAAUCGUAUACUUGAAAAACGACUAAACACCGACGAACUGCGUCAAUCAAUGCUAGUAAUAGUGCGAGUAAUUCAACACAUCGAAUUAGGAGAUGAAAUUCAGCGUCUACAAUCGAACCGACCAUGUAAACGAAUUGGAUCACUUAACCCCAUCUACGCCAACGACGUCUUACGAGUGGGUGGACGCCUUAACAACGCGCAUAUUCCUGACGAAUCUAAACAUCAGCUUAUUUUGCCGCAUACCAACUCUGUUACUAAGCUGCUUAUCCGGACGAUGCAUAUUGAGCAGCUCCAUGCUGGUCCCACAGGAUUGCUAGCAGCAAUUUGUCAACGUUUCUGGCUGACUAAUGCACGGGCGACAGUACGAAAUGUAACCAGAUCGUGUGUAAAGUGUUUCAAAGUGAAUCCGUCCAACGAAAUACAACUAAUGGGUCAGUUACCAAAGCAAAGAGUUACUCCUUCGCCAAUAUUCAGCAUCGUGGGAGUAGACUACGCUGGACCUAUCAUAGUAAAGCAAGGCACCUAUCGACCAAAAACAAUCAAGGCAUACAUUGCUGUGUUUGUAUGUCUUUCAACUAAGGCUAUCCAUUUGGAGUUAGUCUCCGACUUGACAACAGAGGCCUCCAUCGCGACACUACAAAGAUUUGUCAGUCGAAGAGGAAUUCCAACUGAAAUCCAUUCCGACAACGCAACAAAUUUUCAUGGGGCCAAACAUGAACUACAUCACCUCUAUGAAUUGUUUCGCCAAGAAACCGAAAUCGAUCGCAUCGUCCAGUUUUGUCAAACGAAGGAAAUAAAGUGGAACUUUAUUCCGCCAGACGCUCCAGAGUUUGGAGGACUUUGGGAAGCAGCCGUAAAAUCGACGAAGACGCACCUGAAACGAGUUAUUGGAAACGCAGUGCUUACAUUCGAGGAAAUGACUACAACCUUAUGCGAAAUCGAAGCAAUUUUGAAUUCUCGUCCAUUGUUUGCUGUAUCAAAUCAUCCUGCUGAUCCUGAGGUAAUCACUCCGGCACAUUUCCUGAUUGGACGUCCUAUGAAUGCGAUUCCAGAACCAUCAUGUAACGAGGUCAAAAUCAACCGACUCUCCCGCUGGCAACAUUGUCAGCUUAUGCGUGAACAUUUCUGGCGAGUGUGGUCAAAAGACUACCUCAUGAGUUUGCAACCUCGAAAGAAAAAUUGGAUGACGAUUGAUAACGUGAGACCAGGUAUGGUGGUUCUACUACACGACAAGACUCGGCCCCCAUUAAUUCGGAAACUAGGCCGUGUGACAGCUGUACAUCCCGGUCCAGAUGGUUUAGUUCGAGCUGUGGACAUCCUAAGCGAAGGAAGCGUCUACAGACGUCCCAUCACGAAGCUAUCAAUUCUACCCAUAGAAGAUAAUCAACGCUUACGCAAAAAAUCAGCAUAA
Wyeomyia smithii (pitcher-plant mosquito) is the source of this 2496-nucleotide messenger RNA. RefSeq lists its product as uncharacterized. The record is from RefSeq and is a predicted model, not a curated record. Gene Ontology annotation, biological process: DNA integration. The coding region runs from base 1 to 2496 and encodes 831 amino acids. Gene Ontology annotation, molecular function: nucleic acid binding. Lineage: Eukaryota; Metazoa; Arthropoda; Insecta; Diptera; Culicidae. The transcript has 3 exons.